AUGUCUUACAACAACAGAGGCAGUGACAGCUACGGCCGUUGCAAUGAGGAUAGCUAUGGCUCCUCUGAACAGAAUGAAACGUACGGCUCCAACACACGUGAUAAUGACUCCUACGGAUCCUCUGGUCGCUCUAGCGGUAGCGAUAACUAUGGAUCUGGCAGGGGCAACAAUUCAUAUGGGUCGAGCAGGCGUGAUGAUGACGACUCUUAUGGCUCCACUAGCCGCCCAGGAGGCCAUGAUUCAUACGGAGCUUCUGGACGAAGUGACACAUACGGUUCAAGCAAGCAUGAUAACGACUCCUAUGGCUCUUCCAAUCGCACUGGGGCGAGCGACACCCAUGGAUUUAGCGAACGCGACAACGAUUCCCACGGGUCUUCCGGCCGCGCAGGGGCCGGCGAUUCCUACGGCUCCUCUGGUCGUGCCGGUGUCAGUGACUCCCAUGGGUCCAGCAAUCGCGACAACGUGUCCUCCUAUGGCUCCACAAAUCCCUCCACUGCAAAUGAUUCCUACAACUCCUCCAAUGAGAAAAAGAGCUCUCACGGCUCCUCUGGCUAUGAUGGAAGCAAUCGUAACGAUACCUACGGAAGCAACAAGUAUUCCUCUGGCUCCGACGAUCGCAACAAGAUGACCUCCUCGUAUGGGUCCAGCGCCAACCGACGCGAUGAUGAUGACUCUUAUGAUUCAUCUGAUCGCAACAAGCACUCUUUCAGCUCAGGCAGACGUGAUGAAGGUGAAACUUAUGGCUCGAAGACUUCUGGCGGAUACGGGGUCUCUAGCGAUAAAAAUGACACUGUCACAGAUAAGGUGAUGGAUAAAGUUGGUAACAUGAUCGGUGAGAAGAUUCAGGAGAGUCUGGGUGGUGGGAGGCGACAGUGA
Messenger RNA from Paracoccidioides brasiliensis Pb18, 876 nucleotides. RefSeq lists its product as uncharacterized. The transcript has 3 exons. The record is from RefSeq and is a predicted model, not a curated record. The coding region runs from base 1 to 876 and encodes 291 amino acids.